Alosa alosa (allis shad) is the source of this 1343-nucleotide messenger RNA. Its product is annotated as leucine-rich repeat-containing protein 30-like. Bases 354 to 1205 code for a protein of 283 amino acids. NCBI's taxonomy places the organism in Eukaryota, Metazoa, Chordata, Actinopteri, Clupeiformes, Clupeidae. Gene Ontology annotation, molecular function: protein binding. The transcript has 3 exons. The record is from RefSeq and is a predicted model, not a curated record.
CAGCCUCUUUCUCUGCAGACACUCUGAAGUGGACUAUGAGGGAGGAGGACCAAAGAGGACUAUGGGUGGUUUUGGUGUGGAAAUGCUUCUGAAGACCCCUGCCCACUGAGGACUCCCAGCAGUCUCAAAGCGUCUGUGUGACCAAUGUCAGCGUUUGAAGCGUCCGGUGAAAGUUUAGCCGGCGGCCAUCUCAACACCCAGCUCCCAGCAGCAACCGACUCCCAUCUGGAGAGAGAGAGAGAGAGAGAGAGAGAGAGAGAGAGAGCCUGACUCCCAUCUGAGACGGAGAGAGAGAGAGAGAGCCUGACUCCCAUCUGAGACGGGGAGAGAGAGAGAGAGAGAGAGAGAGAGCCAUGGGGCCGCGGCAGUCUAAACGCCUCCCUGAUGAUCUCACGCACGCCGCCAGCCCCUUCCAGGACGCCCACCACCCCCGCCAGACGGGCCGCAAGGCCAGCAGCAUCAGCACGCUGGGCCGCGGACGCGAGGGUGGUGGAAGGCCGGGGGCGGCGGAUCGUCUGCGGCGCCACGCGGUGCGUCACCUGGGCUACACCACGCUCAGCAUGGCCAUGCGUGGCCUGGAGGAGGUGCCGGCGGAGCUGUGGGAGGUGCGCGAGCUGCAGAAGCUCAACCUGUCGCACAACUGCCUGAGCGCACUGCCCCAGGGCAUGGCCCGCCUGCACAACCUGGUGCUGCUCAACCUGGCCGGCAACGAGCUGGCCAGCCUGCCCGCCGAGCUGGGCCUGCUCCGCAACCUCCGGGUCCUGUUCGCCUACCGCAACCAGCUCAGUGAGCACCACCUCACCAAACUCAACCUCAGUCACAACCGCAUCGCGCACAUCCCUGCCUGCGUCUACGCCAUGAGAGGCCUCGUCUUCCUGCACCUGGCCGGUAACCAGCUGGAGAACAUCGCCGACCAGAUCCAGGACCUGGUGAACCUGAAGAUCCUGAUCGUGGAGAGGAACCGUCUGCACACGCUGCCCAGGACGCUGGGCUCGCUGGGCCGCCUGGAGCUGCUCAACGUGGACUUCAACGAGCUGCAGAGCCUCCCCGCAGAGCUGCACACGCUCAUGAGGCGCCUGGGACGGCUGGCCUGCCACCCGCUGGACAAGGGCCUGCACGUGGUCCACAACCCCCUGCUCAAGCCAACCCAGGAGGUGCUGCAGGGCGGCCUCAGCGCCCUCCACAACUACCUCAAGCCUGGAUGAGGGGACAGAUGCGGUGGGCGGAGAGAGAAAGAGAGAGGGAGAGAGAGAGAGAGAGAGAGAGAGAUAAAGAAAGAGAUAGGGAGAGAGAAAGAGAGAUAUAUAGAGAGAGAGAGUGAGAAUGAAAGAGAUAAAGAGAGA